UGACAACAAAGGAAAAUGGCUUGCGAGGUGAAAACAUUUGGAAAUAUUUUAGAUUUUCGAAAGGUUCAGGAAUAUUUUGGACUUGGUCAUGACGACAAUUGGCUUAAUGGCAUCAACUAUGCCAUGUCACCAACUGGAGAGGCGAUUGCCCUGGCGCAGGGUGAAAAGCUGGCAUUUUUGACCACCUGCUGGGACAGUCAUGGGCAUGGAAAUACUUAUGCUCUCAGCUGGUGUGGCGAACUAGAGGAUCCCAAUCAAAUAGUCACCAGUCUGUUCUGCAUGCCCAUGCUGCGUGCCACAGACAUCGAGUGGACUUGCGUGGCAGUAGGUCUGGCCUCCGGCAUGGUAAUAUUCUACACAGAUACGGGUGUUAAGCUAUUCUCGCAAUGUUGCCAAGAGGAUUCCGUCUUGGGCAUUAAAUUGUUGUCGCCGGCGCGUCACUCAGAAGCCGAUGCCUUGCUAUACAUUGUCUACAGCAGCUGCUUGUGCUUUAUCAAUGGCCAGGACAUAUUGCCCAUACUGGCCAAUUGUCGUCAGACCAUACAGCGCAGUGCUCUGGAGCGUAGCGUUUAUCCCAGCGCUGAUGUGGUGCCGUUUCAGAAAUACAAGUUCAAGCGCCAGCGCGAAUCCAUUCUUAAUGAUGCCGUCAUUGUCACAAAUCAACGAUCGCCCACCUAUGAUCACAUUGUAAAUCAAAGCAUUGCGUUUGGCUACUUCGCCAAGGUGCAGGCAACGCCUAUGCGAAGUGCCCAGGUGCUGGCUGCCGGUGCGGAGCCUUAUUUGGGUUUCUUUGAGGCCGAGGAGGGCUACAAGACAGUAUCGCUGGGCGCGGUGGCCAAAGACGUUAUUGGCAUGGCGUACAAAAAUUUACUGGGCGGCCUCUUCCGGCGCGCGCCGGAGGCAACGGCAGACCAGCCCGAUCAGAUGCCGCUGCCCAGCAAGGAGGCGCCCAUGCGCACACGCUGCCGCCUGUACGAUGGCAAACGUGACGGGCUCACCCUGGCUUUGGCGCCUGGCGGUAAAUUGGCCGCCGUUACGGACAAUCUGGACCGCGUGAUGUUGGUGGACACACAGCAGGCGAUUAUAUUGCGCGUCUGGAAGGGCUAUCGGGAUGCACAGUGCGCCUUUAUGCCCAUUAAGGAACGUUCUGUGCGUGGCAUUAAGACGCACAAGCGCAAGGCGCUGUUUCUGGUCAUCUAUGCGCCGCGCCUAGGCUGCCUGGACAUAUGGGCGCUGCAGAAUGGGCCCAAAGUGGCCGCAUUUAAUGUGUCCAAGAGUGGCCAGCUGGUAUACAAUAAUCAUAGCCCUCUGGGCGCUCCAGGCGUGCAGAUGCGCCGCUCGCCCAAUCUGAAUCAUUGUCUAUUUCUGGAUCCCAGCGAUGCCAGCCUGAAGGAGGUGCACAUACCAUUCCACUAUGCACUCAGCGAGACCAAUUCUCAAACAUCCCGGGAUAUACACUCGCUGCGCCGCCUGCGCAAUCAACUGCGCUCGCUGACACAUUCUAGCGAUGACAGGCAGCAGCAGAUUGCCGCGAUUGCCCAGCUAGCUGGAGAGCUGGAAACGCUGGAAGUGCGUCAGCAGUGCCUCGAGAUGUUGCUAAAAAGCAAACGCCUGCAGCCGGAAUUGUUUCAGAGCAUUGUUGAUGCCCUUGGCCAGGCCAAGGCGCAUGAGAAGGAUGCCGCCACCCAAGAGUUUCUCCAACACAUCGCCAACUACAAACGUUUGACCGAUCUUUACCUGACACUGAGUCGUGCCCAGCAACAGUGCGGCGAUAGCGUUGCGCCGCCAGUUGAGCUGCUCGAGCUCUCCGACGCAGAUUUGGUGACCAUCAAUCAGCUGGUCAUUCUGCUGGAAAAUGGCGAGGAGAAACCGCCAAUGCGUGAGGUUAGCUUUCAGCUGCAGGACGCACACAAAGUGGAGGAGUUUGUGGAUUAUCUGAGCAUCUUUAACAUCGAUACGCCCAACUGUGUAACACUGCUGCCAUCGAAGUCGGAUAAAUAUGGCAGCGUUAGCUCUGAUCUAUUUGGUCAUUUCCUUGCCCAGGGCCUGUGCCUAGAGCAGUUUAAGCAGUGGGCCACCGACGCGUGCAUUCCCAGCAAGGAUCUACUAAUGCUAGUCAUCUACUUUUGGCUGGAAAAGCCCUUCAAGUAUAACAACUGUGAUGAGGUGGUCGAGGAUAUGUCUCGCAUUGCGUCCAUGGUGCGCGUCAUCUGCGAGCUGGCCGGUGAGCAUAUCAACGACUAUGCCUACAAUGCCAUCUCGCCGUGGUGGCAGCAGGUGCGGGAGCUGCUGCUGGAGAGCAAACACUUCUCUGGUCUGUUAGUGGCCAUUGUCUGCCGUAUGGUGGCCACACAGCUGUGGCGUAAUCGACGCGACGGCUCCUGCGAUGAUAGCGCCACGGAGGAGGACGAACGCUGGGAGAGCAUAUCACAUGAUGAAGCACAGUGGGGCCUGCUCAUUGGCAAGCUGGAAGAUGUGGCCGUGCUGGGCGCGAUACUGGGUCAGCCGAAGAUCUGCCGUGAACCCAUUGGUCCAGAGUUAUUGUACGAGCAGCCCGACUGCAGCUUGAAGAACAUUCUCAGCAGCGGCAAGGGCAUUGUCUCGGAGCUGACAGCCAAGUGGCUGAACAGCUCGCGACUGCAUCCGCGUUUAAUUGUGGAAAUAACUCCGCCAGGAAACGAGACGGAUGAUGAGCCUGACGUCAAGGCAAAAUCGAAGACCAAGGUAAGUCAGAAAAAAGUGGAACAGGAGAAGAAGCUGGAGGAGCUGGAGGAGCUAGCGGCAAUUGAGAAUAUGGAGCAGGCGGGCAAACCCAGCGAACCAUUGGAACCUGUGCUAGAGCGCCUGGCGCUGCUGCGUGCGCAUUUCCCCUUUAGCCUGGAGUCGGGCGUGCUGCUGAGUCUGAUGGCCUGGCAGCAUAUGGUGCACUGGAGCAAACAGCUGUCCGGGCUGGAGCACAUGCGCGCCGCAUUGCGUUGCCUACAGGAAUAUCGCACGCCAGAUCUGGCGCUAAAACAUGGCACCUGCUGCCUGCUAUGGAAUGCCACGCUCAAGUAUCCACUGCAGGCGGCGGCCAAGCUGAUGCAGAAAGUAGGUCGCCUGCCGGUGGACAAGAUGUGCCAACAGGAUCUGGACAUGUCUGCAGCCCUAGUGCCUGAAUUUCUCGAGCUGUGCCUGGAGUUCCUGGAGCAUUUCAACAGCUCGCUGGAGCACCACAAGCGGGAGCUGCAGUUCGAGCAGGCGCUCAGCGAGGGGCAGCAGCCACUGCAGUUUCUGGCGCUGCAGCAGCAUCACGCGCUGCCGGAGCUGCUGCAGCUGCACACCCAGCUCUGCAGCGUGCUACAUUUCAUAGCCCAGUUUCAGCUGCGCGUGUCACGUCCUCUGACCACACUCUUCGAUGCGCUGGCCAACAAGGCGCUACUGUCGGAUAUCAACAAGGAGCUGACCUAUACGCUGCCCGCCCCAGAUCUGGUGCUGCAGGAGCAGCGUACCCAAUUCCUCUGCAACGUGGUCGCUGCCACAAUGGACCUGAUACGCGAGGAUCUGGAGCAGCUGUACAUACUCGAUCACGUCUACUAUAUGGCCAAGAUUUGUGCGCUUGCCGACAGCUGGCGGCUGGAGAAGCUUCCCAUACUGCGCAAACAGGUGGUGGAGCUGUACGCCUUUGGCUAUGAUGCAGAAGCGCAGCUGCUGCUGAAGGACAUUAGCGAGGAUGAAGAGCUGGGUCCUCUGCUGCUGGAAAUUGCCGGCAGGCGUUUAAAUCUCUAUGCGGAGGGCAGCCAGGCGGCCUUUCUCAAGAUUGCCUCGGUGGGUCACCAGCUGCUAGCCUAUUUGGAUAAUCUGAAGGAAGCCAGCACGGAGCAUAGCAUUGCCAUAAGCGCCAGCAAGCCGGAGGAGAUUGAUGUGGUCCUUCUGGACAAGCUGAUAGCCCAUGCCUAUAAAUGCCUUAGUCGGCCCGGGUCCAAGCACCUUAUCACCGUCGCCCAGAUGUACAAUGCGGUGCGCAUGCUACAGAUAUGAAGGAAUUGAAUUCACUUUAAUUUCAUUCCCAGAGCAGGUGCAUCCAAAUAUUUAUGCCCCAAAUCGAGAACCAAAUAAAUAAACACAUUCGACUAGAUUUAAAACUCAA
Messenger RNA from Drosophila novamexicana, 4129 nucleotides. RefSeq names its product rab3 GTPase-activating protein regulatory subunit (gene Rab3-GAP). Gene Ontology annotation, biological process: regulation of GTPase activity. The record is from RefSeq and is a predicted model, not a curated record. NCBI's taxonomy places the organism in Eukaryota, Metazoa, Arthropoda, Insecta, Diptera, Drosophilidae. The transcript has 7 exons. Bases 16 to 4020 code for a protein of 1334 amino acids.